Molecule: messenger RNA, 1224 nt
Organism: Lactuca saligna
Lineage: Eukaryota; Viridiplantae; Streptophyta; Magnoliopsida; Asterales; Asteraceae
Source: the annotation of a GenBank genome assembly
AUGGAAAAUAAGUCCAACUGGACUUGGUUCCUUGAGCUACUCAAUGGUGAUCUAUACCUUAUUGAUGGAAGGGGCUUGGUAGUUAUAUCUGAUCAACUUAUUGGUUUGUUGCAAUUUGUUAAAGAUAUAUUGCCACAUGUGGAGCACAGGCAAUGUGCCCGAAACAUAUAUGCAAAUUUUAGAAAAGCUUACACUGGGGUGGAGUUGAAGAAGUUGUUUUGGGCUGCAGCUAUGAGCUGUGUGGAAGGUGAUUUCAAGAGACAUAUGGACAUAAUUAAAAAGCUCAAUCCUAGUGCAUAUGAGCAUAUCAUGUCCAAAGAACCCCAAACAUGGUGUAGAGCUUACAUGAGUACAGGGAAUGCAUGUAAGGCAGUGGAGAAUGGUAUAUCAGAGUGCUUCAACUCCAUCAUUGUGGAUGCUAGGAAAAAGCCAUUGAUCAUAAUGCUUGAAGAAAUAAGGAUAUACAUCAUGGAAAGGUUUGCUCACAUGAUUGAGGAAAGCACUAAAUGGAAUACACGUAUAUGUCCAGCAGUGUUAAAGAAGAUGAAGCUUUUUGGGAAGAACAUGAGGUUUUGGUUAGUAAUUCAUAGUCAACAUGUGUUUGAAGCAAGGAGAGGAUGUAAUAGAUACAUGGUGGAUUUAGAUGGAAGGUAUUGUACCUGCAGGUUAUGGGAUCUGGCUGGGAUCCCAUGUGUUCAUGCCAUUGCAACCAUCAACUAUAUCCAACAAACACCUGAUGAGUACAUUGAUCACAUGUUUUCUAAGGAAAAAUUCCUUAAGUGUUACUUUGCUAACACUAGUCCAGUGAAUGGUUCAAAUCUAUGGCCUCAAACUGAAUUUGUAAAGCCCUUGCCACCUGUGUCAAGGAGAAUGCCUAGUAGGCCAAAGCCAGAAGGGAUCCAAGAAUGCAACCAGGGAACCUAUCCCUAUGCCACCAAAGAAGAAAGGAAGGAAAGGAAGGAACAAUGUGAACCCAAUCAAGCAUCAUGUGAUAGGUUUGAGAGGCAGGAACACAUCCCUAUGCUACCAAAGAAGAAAGGAAGGACAAGGAAGGAACAAUUUGAACCCACUCAAGCAUCAUGUGAUAGGUAUGAGAGGCAGGAAGCAGUUCCUAUGCUACCAAAGAAGAAAGGAAGGGCAAGGAAAAAGGUCCAAUAUGACCCAAAUCAAGCAUCAGGUUCUAAAUUUGUUAAAAGCAAAAGGAAGUUGGGGAUAAAUUUGUAA